AUGAAAGUAAAGAUUAAGAAAUGGAACGCCGUGGCGUCGUGGUUGUGGGUGGCCAAUGAUGAGAGCUGUGGGAUCUGUAGACAGGCUUUCAAUGGUUGCUGCCCAGACUGUAAAGUGCCAGGAGAUGAUUGUCCACUGGUCUGGGGUCAGUGCUCCCAUUGUUUCCACAUGCACUGCAUUUUAAAAUGGCUCAACUCACAGCAAGUCCAGCAGCAGUGUCCCAUGUGUCGACAGGAGUGGAAGUUUAAAGAAUGA
Nerophis lumbriciformis (worm pipefish) is the source of this 255-nucleotide messenger RNA. The record is from RefSeq and is a predicted model, not a curated record. NCBI's taxonomy places the organism in Eukaryota, Metazoa, Chordata, Actinopteri, Syngnathiformes, Syngnathidae.